Molecule: messenger RNA, 7683 nt
Organism: Morone saxatilis (striped sea-bass)
Lineage: Eukaryota; Metazoa; Chordata; Actinopteri; Moronidae
Gene: lmtkb
Product: apoptosis-associated tyrosine kinase b
Exons: 14
Coding region: 1-5139 (1712 amino acids)
Biological process (GO): peptidyl-tyrosine autophosphorylation; brain development
Molecular function (GO): ATP binding; protein tyrosine kinase activity
Source: RefSeq, a predicted model, not a curated record
AUGUGGCAGUACUGGGUGAAGGACAGGGAGGACAGGGAGGAGGGGGACUGCGUGUGCGAUGUCUGCAGCUGUGAUACGACAUUGUGUAAGAGCUCUCCAGUCCACACUCCAUACUGUGAUGGCGCUCCGCUGAGUGAUCUGUCCUGGUCGUCGUCCCUGGCUGUGGUGGCCAUCUCCUUCUCGGGCCUCUUCACCUUCGUCUUCCUCAUGCUGGCCUGCCUCUGCUGCAAGAAGGGCAAAAUCGGCUUCAAGCCUUUGACCUCUUUGUGUAUUUGUGUUUUCCAGGAAUUCAAGAAUGUGGAUGGGGAGGAGUAUCAUGCAGACAUGUCCACCUUGGCCUCGCCGGCCUCCCAGGGCAGCCCGGACGUCUACAUCCUGCCACUCACCGAGGUGUCCCUGCCGGUCGCGAAGCAACCUGCUCGAUCAGUCCAGCUCCUGAAAUCUUCAGAUCUUAGCCGCCAUAGUCUUCUCUACCUGAAAGAGAUUGGAAAUGGCUGGUUCGGGAAGGUUCUGCUGGGGGAGGUGAAUGCAGGUCUAAACACCACCCAAGUGGUGGUUAAGGAACUCAAAGCCAGCGCCAGUGUGCAGGACCAGAUGCAUUUCCUGGAGGAAGCACAGCCUUACCGUACCCUCCAGCACCAUGCUCUGGUGCAGUGUUUGGCCCAAUGCACUGAGGUCACUCCAUACCUGCUGGUGAUGGAGUUUUGUCCACUGGGGGAUGUGAAGGGUUACCUCCGAAGCUGCAGGACCGCAGAAACCAUGACCCCAGAGCCCUUGAUUCUUCAACGGAUGGCUUGUGACAUUGCCUCAGGACUUUUGCACAUGCACAAGCACAACUUCACACACAGUGACCUGGCUUUGAGGAACUGCUUGUUGUCUGCUAAUGUCUCAGUGAAGAUCGGAGAUUAUGGUCUGUCCCACACCAAAUACAAGGAUGAUUAUUAUGUGACAUCAGAUCAGAUGUACGUGCCGCUGCGUUGGAUUGCUCCAGAGCUGGUGGAUGAGGUGCAUGGAAACCUACUUGUGGCUGACCAGACCCAACAGAGCAACAUGUGGUCUCUGGGUGUGACUAUCUGGGAGCUGUUUGAGCUGGGCAACCAGCCCUACAGACACUACUCUGACAGACAAGUACUGACCUAUGCUGUGAGGGAGCAGCAGCUGCGACUGCCCAAGCCGCUGCUUAAAGUGCCCCUGGCUGAGCGCUGGUAUGAGGUGAUGCAGUUCUGCUGGCUCCAGCCUGAUCAGAGACCCAAUGCAGAGGAAGUCCACUUGCUGCUCAGCUAUCUGUGUGCCAAGGGGGCUAGUGAGGCCGAAGAGGACUUUGAGAGGCGAUGGAACUCCCUGCGUCCCAAUACUGGAUUCAACAGUCACCGUGGUGCCUCUGCAAUGUCACGAGACCACCCCUCAUCAACCUCCUCAUCUUUCCCUCUCCUUGAGCAAUUUUCAGCUGGUGAUGGCUACCACUCAGAGUCUGGGGAUGAUAUAUUAACAGUCACUGAGACCAGCCACGGCCUGAACUUUGAGUACAAAUGGGAGCAAGCCAGGGCAGACCAGUUGUACAGAACCCCAGAAUCGUCUAGUACCAUGGGUCAGGUCAACCACCAUUGUCAGGAAGCAUUUUAUCCACCUGGGGGCAUUGUGGGGGGCUGCCCCAUGGAGAGCCUCAGCCAUGGAGUAUCCCCGUCUUACUACCAACCAAAACAUCUGCAUGCUCCAGGCAUACUUCCUGUCCUCAGUGCCCAUAGCCCCUCAGUAAGCAGUGAAUACUACAUCCGCAUUGAAGAGCCAGUAGACUGUAACAUUGAUCCGGAGUAUACCAUGUGCUCCUACAGCCCAGACUACCAGGGCAGCAGUGGAAGCUUUCUCACUGGCAGUGCCGACUCAGGCGAGUGCAUGGCCUGCCCGUCACAGGUAAAGAACAUGGGUCCCUAUUGGUCAGCAGACAUCCACAAGUCAGAUUUGUAUGAUUCCAAUGACUCAAGUCCUGCUAUCUCCUUGACAAUGGAGCCCCUUUUAGGACAAGUUUUGGACAGCAGCCCACUACGACCCUGGGAGUCUAGUCACUAUGUGUCCUAUAAAGACAGAGAUGGGGGUUACUACUAUGAGCACUCACCCCCUUUGGGAAUAGAUCACUAUUUGAUGGGAGGUGAGCUCACCAGUGAGCAUCAUCGGGAAAGCUGGGGGUCAAGGAGCCUGCGUCAGGCCCUGGGUGAGUUGGAGAACCCGCUAGGUAUAUCCCCCUCUGUAACCAGUCCACCUCAACAAGCCUACAGAGACACAUACCUGGACACAACUCAGAGCUCCAUCAUUGGAAAGAAUGUGACAGGGGGCUAUUACGACAUGAUGGGCUCCCUGAGGAAGACUAUGCCCAGCCACACCAGGCACAGCAGUCACAACAGUCACUCAGUCAGUAUCAACAUGGAGACAGAGGGGGCACUCUUCAUCGGGCACAGAGACAGUGAUUCAGAGGAGGAAGAAGAGGACAUAUUUGUUGAGAGACACAACUGCAACACUUGGCCUGCAAAACACCGCCACAGCAGUGUGGGUCACCACAGACGGGCAAGCCACAGCUGCAGACAGGAUGCUUAUGUAGAUUUCCACUACACAAUGCCAAGUACAGAUAUUGAAGAUUCCUGGCCAGAGGAGCAUAGCCUGGCAUUCCAUUCUCUACCCAAACCCAUUGACUAUCUUGAGCCCCACCAGGCCAAAGAUAACAGUGCCUGCCUUAGUCUGAGCAAACAUCAUACAGUAGUGCCCUCAGACUGCAAUGCCUACAUCUACUUGUGCCAUGAGGGUGAAACUCAGGUGCCGUCAGCUGGAGAGUGUUGCCACUCGCAUUUUGUUGACCCGCUUACAGGCUUGCUAGUCAGAAACAACAGCUAUAGUCACAGCUACAGUCACAGCAAUUACAUCAGUGAUAAGGUCAUUGACAACCCAAGCAAUGAGGAGAUGAUCAAUCUAUCACCGGCUCCAGGGGGUCCCAUUGUGGCCAAACCGGCAAUUAUAAAGACUGAGGACAGUAGAGAGCAGUAUGUUGACCUUACAUUUAAUGAUACACUAUUCAAAGAGAAGAGGGAGGAUGUAAUCAAAGAAAAUCCCAUCAUGCAAAAACCGAUAGAGCCUAAAAUAGAAGAGGUGACCCUGACAAUGACUAAAACCACUCCGCCUCCUUCAGACAACAUGCAUGUUAUGGUGGCCCUCACAGAUCCACAGUCAGAGUUGAGUCACACUGGCGAUAGCGGUGUUGACAGAGGAGGCUCCAGUGUGAGCCUUGCUGACAUCCUUGACUGCAGUGACGAUGACGAGGACGAUGACAUCACAGAUGAUAUCACUGACGUUACCUCGGGCAUCUUCGUCGAUGAGUCGAGCGAGCUGAACGCUUCUCCUGCCUUCAAGUCGCUACAGAAGCAGGUAGGAACACCUGAUUCCAUGGAUUCCAUGGAUCUGCCAUCUGCAGCCGGGUCUUGUGAAGGCUUCAGCCCUGCGUCCUCCCACCCUUCCAGCUCACCUAAAGCUAUGGACAGUGGCUAUGACACAGAAAACAAUGAGAGCCCUGAGUUUGUACCCAAAGAGCCUCAUGAACCCCGUGAACAACCUCUGGGAAAGCCUACCGUUGAUACAAGCCUAGAGGAGGACAAAGUGCUGGAGCAGCAGGGAGUUGAGGCCGAGGUUGAAGUUGUUCCCACAGAGGGUGAAUCAUCAUCGGGUGAAGAUUUAGCCUCAGGAGCCUCACAGACAGGUGACCACAUCCUUUUACCACUGAGCGAUAAGACUCCAUACAGAGACUCUGCCUACUUCUCAGACUAUGAGAAUGAGAGGCAGUCUAGGGAUGAAGGGGACGAACUGUCAGAGAGAGUAGGAGAUGAACAAAAUGUUGAAAAGGAACAACUCAUGGGAGAAAAGAAGGGUGAGAAAAGGAAGAAUGAAGAGGACGAAGAACUAAAGGACACUGUAGCCAACAAAGACAUAAAACUUGAAAUAAAACACAUAUUAACAGGAGGAACAGGCUCCUCUUCUCCACCAGAGAUGGAAACAUACUUGUCAGAAGAUCAUAGCCAGGAGGAGGUAUUGGGGCUACCUCUGGAACACUCUGACAAUGCUUCAAUAGCAGAAAGUGGGCUGGAUGAAUGGCCAUCUCAGGAAGAGAGCUCAUCUCUUGGAGAUUGGGCAGCAGAGGUGGUUGGGGCCAUGGAAGAAGCUCUUGGUGCCCUAAAUGGAGAUUGCAUCUCCAAUGUCAAGGUAGAGGAGGAGGAUGCAGAAGACAUGAAAAACUCUGUUCAAGAUUUAGAAGCAACAGAAGAGCCAGCGAGCAAGACAGUUCAAAACAGGCCAUCAGGAAUAUCUGGUGAAACCUCUCACAUUUUACCCAAAGAUGAAGUGGCCUUGCAACACACGGCAAGUACCAGACGGUUUUCUUCUUCCUCUCCUCCACCUCCAUCCACCCCUCCCCCUCCGCUCCCGGGAACAGAGGGCCGAGCAUCUCCAGCUGACGGGGAAGAGGCGGAUGAGGAAGACGGUGACACUGAUGACAGUGACGAGUCGGAUGAGGAGCUCCGGACCUAUAGUGUACAGGAACAGAGCGGAGGGGAGGAGAGCGAAGACGAGUGCCACCCAGUGCCCAUUGUGGUGAGUGACGACAGCGAAGCCCACAAACUGCGCAGCCUCCUUAAAAUGCCCACCCUGCUGACAACAGAAAACCUUGAGGAGGAGCUUGAACGCAAGAAGAAGACGGUGUCUUUUUUUGACGAUGUCACCGUCUAUCUGUUCGAUCAGGAAAGCCCAACUAAGGAGUUGGCUGAGCAGGGUUUUCCUUUAGGAUCAGAGGGGCAGACUUCACGGAGCAAAUCCCAAGAAAGGCUUAAUGCCUCAGACGACUCUUCAGAUGGAAACAUCUCAGAGGAGAGUGCAGGGUAUGAAUGGGAGGACGACUUCCCCUUGCUCCCUCUACCCACGUCCUCAGUGGCAUCUGAAUCUCCUCCACCCCGCUCCAGCCCCAAAGCCCCAGACCCCAAACCAGCAGUACAGUACUCCCGCUUCACUGUCUCCCCCUCCAACGUGUCCCGCUUCUCCAUCACUCACAUCUCUGACUCUGAUAUGGACUCCGUUGGCGGAAGCAGCGAGGAUGGGGACAAAGAGUAACGAGAUGUGGAUACUUACUGCCUCUCUGUGACAACGACUUGGCCUGCUAGCAUGACUUCAGAUUUAUUUUUUAAAGUCAGGUUUUAGAAACACAAGACAGUGCCUCUUAUCGCCUGUGGACACUUUUGAAAGGUCCGUCUUACCACAAUGUAGGACUGACCUAAGCUGUUAAGCUGUUAGAAUACUGAAAAGAGUAUGGUUAAUAUAUAAAAUUUACAGAAUAUUAAUAUAUACUAUGUAUGAUGUAAAGAAUAUAUGAAAGCAGGGGAAACUUGUAUGUUGAAUUCUGCAUAUUUUUCAGAUCAAAGAGACAAAAUGGAAGGACAGACCUUUGGAAAGCAUCACAUUUGACACCUCUUUCACUUCUUAAUUUAUAAUUGGUAGCAUUCAUAAGAGUGUGGAACCACCUGGACUUGAUAGAAAUAGGAUCUGUCUCAAACUGUCGCUGAGUAAAAGACACAAAUUUCAACUUUUUGGCUUCUCAACAAAGGAUCAGCACCUUGAACAAGACUGUACAGCUCCACAGACUUUGUACUUUUUAGAAAACUGCUUUACUUGUCUUAAAGAAUAUCAACGAGAAUCCUUGAGGUAUCGUAAGUAAUAUAAUGUUAAUGUUUGGGUUCAUUCAGAGACAGACUGGUGUGAAAGAAGGAAGCAAAGGGAAUUUUAAUGGAUCAUGUUUGGUUAUAGAAUGUUUUUUUGUGGAAACAGUUGAUCGAACAUGGACAAACCUGAUAUUUUUUUUCUUUUUUUGUAUCAGGACCACUACUGUACUGUUUUACAUAAAUAUGUGGCUCAUUCCCUCCACCAAAUUGAGUGCCAGCACCACCAUCACAACUGACCCUCUUUGUUGUAAACAUCAGGCACAACAUAGGCAUGAAGGAAGUCAUUUCAGUUUGAACUCUUAUAAAAGGUUUAAUAGGGUUUUUCAAAUAUAGCGAUGCAUGGUUUUAAGUAACUAGAAACAGUUAUCUAUAAGAAUUUAUUACUUAAGAAACAAAAAGGGACAGAUAUUUGUUUUCUGUUUUGGAGUAGUGACAGGCAUGGUCAUGGAAAUCCAUUUUCAUGUUACAGGUCCAAAACAAAUAGACAGCAAAAGGAGACAUUCAGGAUUUGGACUGCGGCAAAGACCCUAGAUCUCUAAUAAUGACAUGGUCCAAUAGGGGUGGGCAAUAUAGAUGAACUCCUCAUCACAAUUGCAAUAAUGGAAUACAUCUUGAUAAAGUGCUUUUCCUGAACUUCAUUUAAGACACAGUUAACAGAUAAAAGUUAAAUACCUAACAAAUAAACGUCUUCAUCACAUUGAUGCAAACAUCCAGUAAAUCCAAUGUUGCCAAAAAGCAGUAAUGCUCUUUGAUUUGCUACAAUAUUCACAACAGCCAAGUAGAACCAGAGAUAUUAAAGGUAUAGACACCUUGGUUUUAUUGUCAGUGUGUAUCAUCAUAUUGCCCAACCCUACAGGACAAUAUAUUAACAGUAUUAAAAAGGCUGUUAAAUUAUAUUUUUGUCUGCACAGAGGUUAGUCUGCAUAUGUAAAUCAGCACAUUAUACAUGCAGUAUUUCUUAGCUUCUGCCCAUUUCUACAGUUAUCUGUUUGUAAGUGAAAUGAGAACAGCUGCCUGACUUUACUGUUACUGUCACUUGCUGUAUAUUGGCUACACUGAGCUUGUUUGGAGCAGUUUUGUACGAUGAUUCAGUUAUCAGAAGCUGAACUGUUGAACAUUUUCAGAUUCGCAAGAAAAAAAAAAGUUUGUUCUAACUCAUUAGAAUUUGGGUUAUUUACAUAAAAAUCAGGAAAACAAAUCUGAGAACAGAAUGAGUUUUUCUAGCACUUAAAAGCUUGGGUGAAAUAUAUAUUAAAAAAAAACUUGUUGAGCCGUGUUGCUUUUACGUGGGACAGGUCAAUUCAGUGUUAAGUCUUAUUUGUCUGAUCAGCUGGUAGAACGGCAGUAGAGGGCUGAUGUCAUGAUCAUGAAAUGUUAUAAGGCUUUGCUUUCUGUGAGUGUAAAAUGUAAGGAAGUGAAAUGGAAGGUGUGGUUGCGGAGCUGUCGGUUGGGCUUCUGUUUCAAAGCUGUCGGCUCUGGAGCCUCAAAGAAGCAGGAUGCCACCUUUCGAAGCACCCUAUGUAGUGUCUUCUAAGUGUUUGUUUGCCUUCCAGGGCUUUAAUAUUCUGUAACAGUUUAGCAUAGAACCAUCUAGACAGCUGUCCGUAAUAUUUUUGUAUCUCGACUCGAAAUACUUUUAAGAGUAUUGAUGUACUGUACCUGUGAAGGAGGGGAGGGUUGGAAAAUAUGUCUCUUAUGUUUAUUGUUGCCAAAGAGAUGUUGUGUUGUGGUCCAGGGGCAACAGUUGGUGUUGUUUUUACCCCAAAAUGGAGAUAGAGGAGGGACAUUACUGCAGCUUUAGCCUGGUUGGAAAAAACGUGCAGGUGAAGUUUUGGUUUGAGAUACUGGUGGUAACAUGUGCCCCCACAUUGACCUGGUCACAUCAUUACUUUCUGUACCUUCUAUCAAAUAUAAAUAAAGUCUGUUUUACACAUCUUAA